This is a messenger RNA of Helianthus annuus (common sunflower), 770 nucleotides long. RefSeq names its product protein TIFY 11e. Gene Ontology annotation, cellular component: nucleus. Bases 96 to 530 code for a protein of 144 amino acids. The record is from RefSeq and is a predicted model, not a curated record. Lineage: Eukaryota; Viridiplantae; Streptophyta; Magnoliopsida; Asterales; Asteraceae. Gene Ontology annotation, biological process: response to wounding; regulation of defense response; regulation of jasmonic acid mediated signaling pathway. The transcript is spliced from 4 exons.
CAGAAAUGUAAUAAAUAAUAAUAUCCUUCCUUCCUUCCUAUUUAGAAAUAGAAAGAAACAAGAGGAGGAGGAGAUAAAGGAGAAAGUAAGUAAGUAUGUCUGAGAUUGUAGAUUCCGGCAACAAAGAGUCCACCUUCGCACACACUGUUAAUCUCCUCAGUCACUACUUGAAGGAAAACGGUAUGGGUUCAAGGGGGGCAAAGGAGAAUCGAAUGACCAUCAUCUAUGGGGGGCAGGUGGUGGUGGUGGAUGAUUUCCCAGCCGACAGGGCUAAGGAAAUCAUGAUGUUGGCUAGAAGAAGAGGAAAUACGCCCGCUGAUUGGAUCCGAAAACAUUCCGCACACAACGAUUUAGCCGUUGCUGCUGCUGCUGCUGAUCUUCCACUGGCGAGAAAGGCUUCCCUCGCCCGGUUCUUGGAGAAGAGAAAAGAGAGAAUCACGGCUAGAGCAGCAGCUGCUGCUGCAUCUGAAUAUGAUGAUGAGUCUCCUUCAAAGCAAAGCAAGCCAGCUUGGAUCGAUCUACUUAAUUAAUUAAUGUUAUUAGAUGUGUUGUUGUUGUUAUAUUCGUAAUUGGUAGCAAGUACAUCACCGAUUAAUGAUCCAAGACUCCUAAUCGUUUGUUUGUUUUAUCUAUCCAUGCCCGGUGGUUGGUUAUAAGUUAUAACUACCUAGCUUCUUUGUUUCACGGACCCCCUCCUGCUACCAUAACCCUUUUUUUCUCUUUUCUUUUUUGUGUAUCGUCCUAUAAAUAAACACAACUUGUCCAUGUGA